CGAUCUUUAAAAUAAUCUAAAAUAAUGGAGGCAAUAUAUGUAAAGAAGUGAAAUAUUCGAGAGAUAAUAAGAGAUAUUGAUAAUAUGAGAACUUAAGUGUCAAAAAUCAAAAAUACAAUGUGACUUUAUUUUGUACGAUAAGAAUGCGCCUUAGUUUCGUAAGAACAUUACUCGUACUUGCGUUAUUGGGAAAUAUAAUUAUUUGGCACAGAAUAUGGAGGUUAUUUGCUGCACAAAAUACGUUAGGAUUAUUAACACCUGGCGCAGUAACAAAUGAUCCACCUCAAAAAUUGCAUCGUCGUUUAUCUCGUCUUGUAACUAUUAUUAUACGUCAAUUUGAAAGUUUUGAAAAUGACGUGGUGUCUACCGUGGAGUCUGUCUUGAAUUCUUUUCCUACCAUUCCAAUUUUAAUAAUAUGCGAUGAGUUGCCAUAUCCUCCUUUGGAAUUGCAUUUUGAAAAUGAAACAUUACAGAAUGUUAAACUUAUCACCUUGCAAACUGAUUUUAACAAAACAUAUGAAGAAAGGAAUCCUAUGUUCUACAUACGCACAAAGUUCGUCUUAUUUCUACCUGAUGCUAGUCGAAUAUCUACAAAACAAAUUCUACAGAAUAUUAUUAUACAAAUGUCAGAAUUCGGGAUAGUAACUGUACCAGUAGGUAAAGUUACUUUAUCUUGUCUUACUGUGAACUUGAAGAUUAAAGAAUGGAGCUUACAAUUUGCUCAUUCUUCUGACAUGGAAUGUGAUUUUGUAGUUGGAAAACAUGCAACAAUGUUAGAAGUUAAAACAUUAAGAAAACUCUCCGAUCCAUUUCUAUUGCCCUUUCCAGACGCAUUGUACAUACAAACAACAGCUAUUGGUGCAAAGAUUCAUAUACUAAAACAUCAUCAAUUCAACGAGGGAAAGCCAUUGUAUAGAAAUCAACAAACUCAGUGGAAGCUGGAACAAUUACAUCAAAGUCGUGAACGAUUAAUGUUUAAACAGUUAGGAAUUAAAAAAGUUACACGAGCUUCCAAUUUCAUUGAAUGGUAUGGGUGCUCAAGAGAAACUUCUAGAUGUUUUGGGUCGGUAAUAAACGGUAUACCAUCAUAUUUUUAUCAAAAUCGAUAUACACCUCCUUGUUGUCUUGCUGGAUUAAGGAAAGUUGCUCAUCAUGUAUUUGAUAAAUUGGACGAAGUUGGCAUUCGUUUCUGGUUAGAAGGAACAUCAUUACUAGGUGCAAUGAAAAAUGGAGAUAUUUUACCAUGGGAUCAUGAAGUACAAAUAGGGAUAAAUAGAUUUGAUUUAGAAAGAUCUCCAUGGUUAAUUAAAGCCAAAGUUAAACCUACUGUAGAUAAUCAUGGUUUUGUUUGGGAAAAAGCAACAGAAGGUGAAUUUUUUAAAGUACAAUAUUCCAAAAUCAAUAAUUUACAUGUGAACUUACUCCCAUUUUAUUCAAAAAAUGGAUCUAUGAUUAAAGAUGCAUGGUUUAUGAAAAAUGAAGAUUUUCCAGAACAAUUUCUUCAUCCAAUGUCAAGCAUUGAAUUUGCAGGUAGACAAGUUCCAUGUCCAAAUAAUAUUAGAGAUUUUUUAGAGCUUAAAUAUUUUAAAGGAGUAGUAGAAAAUUCAAAGCUUCCAAGUAGGAUCAUUUUUAAUUAGAUUACAUUAUUAUUGCACUAAAUGCUAUUGAUGUAAUUUUUUUUCUAGAAUAAUUCAUAUUAAUAAAAGUAAUUUUGCAAGAUCUCUUAAACAAUAUGAUAUUUAGUAAUAUAAGGAAUUGAUAUUAAAUAAUUAAUUAUGUUAUUAUCUGCACAUUUUGUAUUUAUUUUUCGUAUAAUUGAAAUUGUAAUCAUUAAGUACAAAAUAUUUAGACACAAAAAUGACACAUUUUCACAAUAAGGAUUUCAAUUUAAGAUUCAAUAUAAUGUUCAAGUAAUAAUCAAUAUGUAAUUCUAUUUUAAGUCAGCAUGUGAGAAUUGAAAAUGGGCAAUAGCCAUUUAUAUUGCAUUAUUUGUGCUAGAAGUUAAGAUAAUAUAAAAGUACAUACAUUUGGUGCCAAAUAUUUAUAUCUGCAUUUCAAAGAUAUCCACAGUCUUAUAAUUGCAUAGACAUUUAGAAUCAGUUCUUCUUUUAAAUACAAGAUAUUUGUUUGUACAUGGUAAUGAUAUAUGUUAUGAAAAAUAUUUUUUAUAUUUACAAUUAUU
Molecule: messenger RNA, 2182 nt
Organism: Vespa mandarinia (Asian giant hornet)
Lineage: Eukaryota; Metazoa; Arthropoda; Insecta; Hymenoptera; Vespidae
Product: ribitol 5-phosphate transferase FKRP
Biological process (GO): protein O-linked glycosylation via mannose
Cellular component (GO): Golgi apparatus
Source: RefSeq, a predicted model, not a curated record